Molecule: messenger RNA, 455 nt
Organism: Phalaenopsis equestris
Lineage: Eukaryota; Viridiplantae; Streptophyta; Magnoliopsida; Asparagales; Orchidaceae
Product: subtilisin-like protease Glyma18g48580
Source: RefSeq, a predicted model, not a curated record
AACCAUUUGCAGCAUCCUGCUCAAGUAACAAAAAAGCACCAAAACGCCAAUUGUCAGUGCCUUCGACCCGACCAUUUUUAUAAUAUUAAAAAAUCAUCUUUCCCCCGUAAAGCAGUACCCGGCGGUCCAAAGUCUUGCGACAAUCACAAUGGAGAAAUCAAGCGCUCUGUUACUCUCCUUCCUCUUCUUGGCUUCGCCGUUGCUGUCAGUCUCAGGGGAAAGGGAACUCACGGCAGCAGCUCCCGCACGAGGCGUGUUGAAUUCCAAGGCAGCCGUCUACAUCGUUACCUUGAAUCCAGUAGACGGGCUGGAUGAAGAAUCCUUGCACGUUGAAACCCUUUCUUCCAUUCUCGGGAGUGCCGAGGCGGCUAAGAAGGCGCUAAUCUAUAGUUACAAGCACGUUGUACAUGGUUUCGCCGCUAGGCUAAUUCCUGAACAAGCUGCAGAGUUGACUA